Molecule: messenger RNA, 2057 nt
Organism: Acanthopagrus latus (yellowfin seabream)
Lineage: Eukaryota; Metazoa; Chordata; Actinopteri; Spariformes; Sparidae
Gene: ddx55
Product: DEAD (Asp-Glu-Ala-Asp) box polypeptide 55
Exons: 14
Coding region: 132-1925 (597 amino acids)
Cellular component (GO): nucleolus
Molecular function (GO): nucleic acid binding; ATP binding
Source: RefSeq, a predicted model, not a curated record
CUUCAGUUCCCACCCGGCUUGUAAACAUCAGCGCACCCGGACAUAGGAGCAGCGUGGAGGGAGAGUGAGCCUAGCUGUAGAGGUGGCUAACACCGUUAGCUUCAGACUUCUCUGUACGCUUCACCUCCGACAUGGACAACACGACCGACGGCACGUGGGACAGUUUACCUGUCAGACUCAACGAGAGGAUUUUAGAAACGCUCGCGGAGCUGAAAUUCACUCACACGACACCUGUACAGGCGGCUUGUAUUCCGCUGUUCAUGAGCAACAAAGAUGUUGCAGCCGAGGCGGUAACUGGGAGCGGAAAGACGCUCGCUUUUGUCAUUCCCAUCAUAGAACUGCUGCUGAAGAGGGAAGAGAAGCUGAAGAAGAUGCAGGUCGGCGCUCUGGUCAUCACUCCCACACGAGAGCUGGCGCUUCAGAUCAGUGAAGUCAUGGAGACGUUCAUCCAGAAGUUCCCACAGUUUACGCAGAUUCUACUGAUCGGUGGCAGUAACCCGAUAGAAGACGUGGAGAAGUUCAAGGAUAAAGGAGCGAACAUUGUGAUCGCGACUCCGGGCCGCCUGGAGGACAUGUUCAGGAGGAAGUCCGAUGGUCUGGACUUGGCCUGUUAUGUAAAGAGUCUGGACGUGCUGGUUCUCGAUGAGGCCGACAGACUUCUCGACAUGGGGUUCGAAGCCAGUCUGAACACCAUCCUGGGCUACCUGCCCAAACAGAGACGAACAGGCCUGUUUUCAGCCACGCAGACGCAGGAGCUGGAGAAGCUGGUGAGAGCCGGCCUCAGGAACCCAGUCCGCAUCACCGUGAAAGAGAAGGGCGUCGCUGCCACCGCCGUCCAGAAAACACCUUCCAGACUCUCCAACUACUACACAAUCUGCAGAGCAGAAGACAAGUUCAACAGCCUCGUGGCGUUUUUGAGGCAACACAAGCAUGAGAAGAACCUGGUCUUCUUCAGCACGUGUGCCUGUGUGGAGUACUACGGUCGAGCGCUGGAGAUUCUGGUGAAGAAGGUUCCGGUCCACUGCAUCCACGGCAAGAUGAAACAUAAACGCAACAAGAUCUUUGCAGACUUUCGGGCCCUGAAAAGCGGGAUCUUGGUGUGUACAGAUGUCAUGGCCAGAGGUAUCGACAUCCCCGAUGUUAACUGGGUGCUGCAGUACGAUCCUCCCAGCAGCGCCAGUGCGUUUGUACAUCGAUGUGGACGUACCGCUCGAAUCGGCAACCAGGGCAACGCCCUCGUCUUCCUGCUGCCCAUGGAGGAGUCCUACGUCAACUUUCUGUCCAUCAACCAGAAAUGCCCGCUCCAGCUGAUGCCUCCUGUCAGUGAUGUUGUGGACGUGCUGCCCAAAGUGCAGGCCAUGUCUCUGGCUGACCGCGCCAUGUUUGACAGGAGCAUGAGGGCCUUCGUCUCGUACGUGCAGGCCUACGCCAAACACGAAUGUAGCCUCAUCUUCAGAGUCAAAGAUCUGGAUUUUGCCACGCUAGCACGCGGCUUCGCCCUCCUCCGCCUGCCGAAGAUGCCCGAGCUGAGGGGGAAAACGUUUCCCGAUUUCAUCGAGACGACCGUGGACACGGACACCAUCCGCUACAAGGACAAGAACAGGGAGAAACAGAGGCAGAAGAUGCUCGCAGAGCCCAGAGAAGAGACGCCUUUUCCCAGAAAGAACUUCAUCAAGAAUGAGUCCUGGUCGAAACAGAAGACCAAGAAGGUUCGCAGGAGAAAGAUGGCUGCCAAGAGGAAGCACAACGAGGGUUCAGACGUGGAUGAAGAAGACAUGAAGGAGCUUUUAAAUGACACUCGCCUUCUCAAGAAACUAAAGAAAGGGCAAAUCAGCGAGGAGGACUUCGAGAAACAGAUAACGAGCGAGCCGAAGUCGAAACACAAAACAGGACUGUCACACGACGGCUCGGAGGACGACGCAUGAUCCAACAGCUGUGUUCAAAACUGGUCAAAAUUCAAUUAAAUCCAACUCCUUGGAGUUCGUUCUGACGAUGCAUUUUUAUUGAGGAUGGUGAGGCACAGUUAUAAAUAAAGCUUGAUGAGUUCAUCGCUGACA